UGUGAUGAGUUGUUUUGACGCGCGUCAGUACUGCGGCACACCGCAGUUGCUCCUCCUGAGCGCUGGAGGGCGCUGCGUCUGAUGCGCCUCGGCUCGAAUCGUAGCGCUCUCGACUCUCGCGCUGCUGCCGCUGCGCUGUCCAGCACCGAAAGCGUUCAGCACCGCGAGCGGAGGACAGCUCCCGAGCCUCCAAGAAACCCCGCAGACCGCCGCAGAAGCGCUUCACACAGCCUCGUCUACAUCCACACGACCAACCGAGCGCCGUGGCCAUGUACGAUGGGGCGAGGGUUCCCUCCCCUGAGGACGCUGCUAACGGGGUCCCACUGCAGACUGAGACCCCCGCAGCCACACAUCCCAAAGCUGACGAGCAGCCGGAGGAGGAAGAGGGAGUCCCGCCUGAGCCUGUCCUGGUGAAGAAGGCUCACCGUGAGAUUCUGGACCAUGAGAGGAAGAGGAGGGUGGAGCUGAAAUGCAUGGAGCUUCAGGAGAUGAUGGAGGAAGAGGGGUGAGUGAAUAUUUCCGAAGAAGAAAUCCGGCAGAAGGUUGGAACGUUUCGGCAGAUGCUGAUGGAGAAGGAGGGCGUGAUAACUCGAGAAGGCUUGCAUCCACGUCCACCGGUUAAGAUGCUUCCUCACGGGGAUGAAGAUCACGUGGAAAAUACUGCGUAUGUCGAGGGCUAUGAGGAAGACUAUGAUUGGGAUGGAGAAUAUUACGAGCAAGAUUCAGCUGCCAACGAUGACUGCAGAUCCAAAAGGAAAUCCAGCAGUUCACCUUCUCCUCGGCCUAAAAAGAGGAAAAAGAAGAAGGCAAGAAGACACAGUCGAGCUGACAGCCCGUCUCCAACCCGCAGAGACAAGAGGAAGAAAAGCGGAAAGAAACACAAGAGAGACAGGUCCACAUCUGGCUCAAGGAGGAAGAGGAGACACAGAUCUGGGAGCCCCAAAAACAAACAUAAAGACAAGAACAAACAGAAGAAGAGGUGUUCAGUGGAGUCUCCCAGCAGGAGUUCUCAGCACAGAGGCAGCUGCUGUAGUUCCCGCAGCGGAUCCGUCUCCUCCACCGCCAGCGUCUCCAAAUCACCCAGCAGAUCAAGUGCAAAGUGCAGGAACAACAAGCACAAACAGGAAGGAAGUCACUCCAGCCACAGCCCACCGCCGUCCCCCAGUGCUGACCGACCAAUCACGUGGCAGAAUGGGAACCACAGCGUCCGUGUACGCAAUGGCAAAGAUUCAGGAGCCAGUCACACGGAGGGGAAUAAAGGGAACGAUGAGCUUCGAUCUCUGGAUCCGUCUCCCUCGAGUGCACAGACGCAUGCGUCGCCUCAUCUAAGAGGUGCUAAACACCACGCUGACCGUCCCAAGAGCCCCGGAGCACCAGCGGCACAGACGGGAGAGGACGGUUGUGCAGACGACAGGCCGGCGAAGGGCAAACCACUCUCAGAGUCAUCGGGGAGACGCGGCGGGAGGCCGAGGGUUCGAGAGAAGACGUCGCACUCGCCGGCACACAGCAGCGACACUGAGCCGCAUACCAAAACCAAGAAUCAGAAGAAAACGAAAGGAUCUCAUUCGUCUAAGCGGCACCAUCGCGGACGCGCUCAAAAGCGCCACCGGAGCUCCUCUGUGUCACCUGGUCAGCACAAACACACGUCCAAGAAGAAGAAGAGCAAGAGUCACGGGACGGCCCGGCAGAGGAGCAGCUCCUGGAGCAGCGGGAGGUCAUCGUCACGAGCUCAUUCUAGAGAACACGGAUCCAGCAAGAACAAGUCACCACACGUCCGACAGAACAACUCCAGGGAGAGAGACAGUCCUCAUCACUCAGACGCAGAACGAGCUGCGCCGCCGCUCGCGCGCAGCUAUUCUCCCAUCCGCAAGAGACGGAGAGACUCGCCCAGCUUUAUGGAAGCUCGCAGGAUCACCAUCGCACGGAAGCGUCCCAUCCCGUACUACCGGCCGAGCCCGUCCUCUUCCAGCUCGGCCAGCAGCUACAGCAGCUCCAGUCGCAGCCGCAGCCGCAGCUACUACAGCUACAGCAGUCACAGUAGCUCCAGCCGCAGCCGCAGCCCCGCGCACAGUUACUACAGCCAAAGCAGCUACGACAGCCCCGGGUUCUGAGAACCAGGGAAGAGACGAAACAACAUCGCAGCAGGAUCUGUGCUGGAGAAAACACUACAUAACAUGCAGAUGGAGAGCAGCGGGAAUUCCCACGGGUUACAAACAUGUUAGCAUGCAAAAACUGAACAGAAGUGAUGAUAUGAUAUGUUAAAGGUGAAGUGGGUAAUUGCACUGCAAAAAUGAUUUUCUUACUUAGUAUUUUUGUCUUGUUUUACAGUACAAUUGUAUAUCCAGUGCAAACAUUAUAAAAUCAAAAUACAAUUGCUUGAGAGGGGAAAAUGAACAAAAUG
Cyprinus carpio (common carp) is the source of this 2401-nucleotide messenger RNA. RefSeq names its product serine/arginine repetitive matrix protein 3-like. Gene Ontology annotation, molecular function: mRNA binding. The record is from RefSeq and is a predicted model, not a curated record. NCBI's taxonomy places the organism in Eukaryota, Metazoa, Chordata, Actinopteri, Cypriniformes, Cyprinidae.